Molecule: messenger RNA, 957 nt
Organism: Meloidogyne enterolobii
Lineage: Eukaryota; Metazoa; Nematoda; Chromadorea; Rhabditida; Meloidogynidae
Source: the annotation of a GenBank genome assembly
UUUCUCGAGUAGAAUUAAACCCCCAGCGCCUAAGCAUUUUCCUUUCACCAAAUUAGUUCUCACCUGUUGAUUUUUCAGAACAUUAUUUACUCGUUUGACACCUACUAUGCUAAUCGACUUACAAUCCUUUUUGGAUCUUGGCUUUAUCCUUUUUACUCCAACUUGCCCGAAUGGAUGUUUCGCAUAUCGUUUUUUAUAACCUACUAUACGAUGAUGUCUGAUUUUUUGGCAACAAUUAUUAUUCUUAUAAAUCGUUGGACAGCUGUAGAAAUGGCAUUGAAAUAUGAUAGGCUUUGGAAGAAAUUGUUACUUCCAUCAGCUAUAAUAAUCUAUGGGAUUCCCACCUUAUUGUAUGCUCAAGUACUCACGAUUAAAAGCUAUUUAAAAAAUGACACAAGUGAUCCAACUAAAUUUGCUUUUUAUCUUGCACAAGGAUUUAAUCCAAUCUACGACGCUUUUCCAUUAAACUUUAGCUUUUGUGUUAUUUUUAUGAUAAUUUGUUUUAUCAUAAAUAUUGGCACCUUUAUUUCAUAUAGACGUCAAAGAACCAGGAAUGUAGCAAGCAAAAGUACCCAACAAAUAAAUCAUGAAAGAGUGGAGUUUAAAUUGCUACUCUAUGCAAUUCUUACAUUCUUAGGACACGUUGUUUUGGCCCUUAAUCAAGUUAUAAUAUUCUUAAUAGCAAACACACAAGGAUUUGAUCUUAAUGCCAUUUAUACCCAAUCUCGCGGGUCUGUGAUAGUGCCAAGUUGGCUUCUUUUCUGGGCUAGUGACAAACUUAGAAAGAAAAUGAUCGAUGAUUUUUGGAGAAAAUGGAUAAAUUUGUUGACUAAUGCAGGAUCUAUAGCGAGUGACACAACACUUGUAAUGUCACAAAGUGCUAAUAGAAUACAACAAAAUUCUCAAAAGGGGGCAAGAGUGGCACCUAGUGGAGAGCCGAUAACACCGAUAACAUAA